Messenger RNA from Hyaloscypha bicolor E, 1596 nucleotides. RefSeq lists its product as uncharacterized. Lineage: Eukaryota; Fungi; Ascomycota; Leotiomycetes; Helotiales; Hyaloscyphaceae. The record is from RefSeq and is a predicted model, not a curated record. Bases 1 to 1596 code for a protein of 531 amino acids. The transcript is spliced from 2 exons.
AUGGUUUUUGGGGGCUUUAGCCUCAUUCUUGCGGUGAGCUUUUUGGGACGUCAGGCACAAGCGGUUCCACGUCCCCGAGACGAGGGAGGUCAAGCUGGACAACACCAUCAACAUCCAGAAAAUCCAGCAAGAAUCACGAUGGGGGAGCCGACGACAGCGGCGGCGGCGGCAGCACCAGUUGUGAGUCCUUCAAAUCCAGGUCUACUGGGUGUUUCGAGCGCAGCCAGCGAUACUCUUCCGCCUACCGGCGCCCCUUCAACGGUAACCACGUCUACAUUUGUAGCUUCAACAUCAAUCGCCAGCUCUGCUCCAGUUUUCAGUUAUUUCGAGAGCAAAUGGGUCGCACUCUCGCAUUACCGGGCAGAUAAACCCGACCCAGUGUCCUACCAGAUUCUUUUCCCCCCAGUCUCGUCGAACGGCAACCUAUCUCCUUUCAGUCCUGUUCUGUUUGUCUGCCAAACCAGCGGCGGACUAGAUCAUAUGACUUCUUCGAACACAUGGGCUAUCGCUCAUAUUCCCAACGUCAAUGGAGAUGCCCCCAUAAAUCCAGAUGAACAAACUGAACAAAAUAGUUUCCUGGAUAUCCAACUGUCAAAUUCUGUGACUGUAAACCCAAGCGCGAUGUUCUUCUUCUGCCUUGCCAACAACACUACAUAUAUCGACCGGUUUGUUUGCAGCUCUUAUGGGCCAUUCUUCACAAUAGAGGCGUCACAGGAAAACAGCCGUGACCUAAGCCCACGACAGCAAGCGCCAACGACUGUGCCAACGGCUGUGCCAGACAUGCCCACAACUGUGCUGUCUAUUACAUCUUUUUCUUCCGGUAUCAGCGUUGUUGGAGCAACAAUAACAGCGACCGCUCCUACAAGUGCGACUGUUUCAAUAUCACCCACCGGAACAACCACAACAACAGUCCAAUCAACCAAGACAGCCUCGGCCGCCCCUUCAUCAAUCACUGUUCAUUCCAACGGCUUAUCAACAGGCGCCAAGGUCGGCAUCGCCCUCGGCGCCCUAGUAUUGGUAGCCGCUCUCCUCCUCGCAGCCCUCUUCUUCCUCCGCCGCAAACACCGCUCACGCUCCCCACCACCGGAGCAAGUUAUGCUCACUCGAGACAUGCACACCGACUCCUUCGGCCGCAGCGCCAUCAUGAUGGAGAAAGAAAACGUUGCCAACAACAACAUCGCCAACGGUGCCUCCCCAGUAGACGAGACCCUACCCAUCCAACGCCACUCCGCCCAUUCUCCAACAGCCUACGACUCCACCCCCGCAGCCCCCUAUACCGGCGCCGCUUCAGCAGUGCCACGACGAAAACCAACGAACGCAUCUGCAGUCUCGCGGAUCUCAGGACCCGCAUCUCCGCGCUCAUUAACGGUUUCCACGCCGCCGGAUGAGUAUGAAGAGUACCGCGACCAGCCGAUGCCCGUCUACGGGGACGCGCGGCAUAGUGCGCGGAUGUACAGCGCGGGAGAGACACAGGGUGUCAAGGCGCCGUUCCUGACGGAGGAUGGGAUGAGUGCUGAGGAGGUGGCGCGGCUGGAGGAGGAGGAGAGGAGGAUCGAUGCGGCGAUUGCGGAAGCGGAACGGUCUGGACGGCGAUGA